UGUGCCUUUCGGACUCCCGCUGUACAUUCGUCACAAAAACACAUCCCCAAUUUAAAUACCACCCUGAAAAAUAAUAAAAAAAAAAAAAAACCAUCAAAGUUUCACUAUCAAAACUCAAAAGAAUUCCAAAACUGCAGUCAAACCGAAUUCCCAAAAAACCAAUUGACAAGUAAAAAAUUGAUAAUUCCCCGGAUAAUCGAAAGCACUCGCGGAAAUAAGAGGAAAAUUGCGGGAAAAAUUUUGAUGAGCCUAGUGUAUCCGAGUGUGAAAAGCUGCGAUAAAAAAAAAAUUACUUUUUGAUAAACCCGUGUAAAAAUGCACUCAAAUCCCCCACGUGCACACGUGCAGUAGCCCCCCUCGUCCCCCCAGUGACCCACCCCCCUCCGGUACAUGAGAGAACGAUGAUACCCUCGUGCAUCUGCUACGAAAAAUCCCGAAGAGCUCGAAACGACCACUACUACAGCAACUCCGACCUGAUCCACGACAAAUCAGCGACGGCAAUCCCAAUUACCAAAGAGUAAUGAUAAAAAAUCAAUGUCUCACCGCUGGAUGUCAAUCCUUCCCCCAAUCUAUCGACACUUAUUCGGUUUUGUCAAAUGAACGGGGAAAAUAAAUGCCCGAAUACCAAUGAGAUUGUCCAAGACUCAACAGACCACCAAAAGGUAGUUAAAUGAUAAUUAAACAAUUAAGAUGAACGAGCGAAGAUCAUCAAUCACCGAUGAAUUGAAAGCAACGAGUGACAAACAGCCAAGGACAAUCAAAUGUUUGCUAAGGUGAUGGGACUAACGUGUCAAUCCAUCAGCCUCAUCACCAUCACCAGCAAUCUACAUGAUAAUAUAAUAAAUCGAUAUUGUUAUUUAUUACUAAAACGUACGCGUCGUCCUCGUAUCCUCUUUAAUGAUGAGGAUAGGGGAGGACGCUGUGUAGCACUCAAAUUAUUUGAGGGUGUUGCAGUGCAGAUAAUGCGGGCUUCCUUCGUUAUCACGGGAUUUUUAAGCGGUUGGUGGUGUGCAUUAGCACUGGUACAACCGCUACCACCACCAACUAGACAAUUUAUCGAUGAUAUCGAUGUGCAAGAGGGUAAUAGUAAAUAUGUACAGCGUAAAAUAGACUACAGUUAUUACCAAGUGACACCAACCAGUGAUAAUCAAACUAGAAUUGUCAGAUCAACACGUGUCAAGGGUGAUUCGUUGAGGGAGAGACGAAAAAAUUGUCGGCGAAAAAAUGGGGGCAACUGCAGGGGUAGAAAUUGGUGUCCCGAUAUGGAUAUAUCGAAUCGGGCUUUUUUGUCACCAACUGUUUUUGAGGGAAAAGCGAGGAGCAUGUCAUCAUCAAGAACACCAGGAUCCAACUAUGCUGUCACAUUUGAAGUUAAACAAGUUUACAAGAGUCAGACUGGAUUUCAGCCGCUUAGAAAAAAUGACAGUGUCAGGCUUCACUUCAGGGAUAAAACAUCCAAAAGUUUGGGAAACAAAUCCUCUAUUUGUCGAAAUGAGAACAAUGGGAUGGUCCAGGAUGGACAGAGGGUUAGUUACGAGGCUAAUAGAGUCAUCGAUUAUUAUAAUCAGAGGAUCAUUAGGGCGGAUAUUAAAAGGGGAAAGGUGUAUCUUGUGUUUGUGAAUCGUGUGGGACCUAGAAACUUUACGAUUCUCGGGGAGCCUGUGCUACGGAGUAAGAAGAAUGAACAGGCGGUUCAGGCUGUUGUCAGACCCGAUUACGUUCGAGAAGUGACGUUGUCAGAGCUCAGGGAUUCAGUGGCGAAGACCCGGGAGAGGGUUAAACUCGUGUGUAGAACGAGGGGUUCACCACCUCCGCGUGUCCACUGGCUCAAGGACGGUGUACCACUUAAUCCACGUAGGGGACUAAAAAUUCAACACAAACGGCGAAGAUCGAAACUCGUCAUUAUUUCCGCACGACCUGAGGACAGCGGACGAUAUGAGUGCAUUGCACAAAGUAGUUCCGGUUAUCGGGCCUCUUUAGCGGCUCAACUUCUAGUCGUGCAUGAUGCGAAGAUUCCAGAUACCACAACAUCAGCAUGGCCUCGCCAGGAGCAACCGUGCCCCAUAGCCGGUGAUUUCUGCAUGAACGGGGGCACCUGUCUCUUCUUCGAGACCGUUGGCGAGCCAGCCUGCAGAUGUGCAGAGGGCUUUACGGGUCUACGAUGCGAGACCAAGGACGUGAUAAGUACCGGAAGUGUGUACAAUCGUCAUAGAGCGCCAUUCUCAUGCAAGUUGGGCCUAUCAACAUCGUAUUACUGCUAACGAAUGUGUCAUGGAACCCAAAUAUCGGUAUAAUUUACUUCACUUUGGCGUUCCCAUUGUUUCUUAACAAUUAUUUUCAAAUUUCGAAUAUCGCCUAGAUUAUUUUUCGAUCCGAGAGAGAUAUUUAUAAUUAGAUAAUUCUCCAUAAUUUCUGUAACACGAGUUAUUACCACUUUUUUUUAUUAAUCCCGAGAGAGUUGUCGUCGUUCCGUCAUCCGAUCCAUUGUUGUAAUGUUUUUCCGAGAGUGAGCAAUUGUUCACAGCAAUUAUUUUAUGUAUUUGAAGAGAGUUGACAGGAGGGGAGUGGUGAAACGAGAUUCCUUUAUUUUGCUUUCGAUUUUCUCGCGAUAUCUCGAAAUUGAGGGGAUACACAGAAAAUCUUGCUGGACCUUUUUUGCAGCUUGAAGUUUUUCCGACAAAAAAUUUAUUUCACGUUUUUUUCUAAAAUCACGCGUUGUCGAGAUAUUUAAAUUGUUAUCAGUGAAUAAAAAAAUUAUGGGAAGACCCACGACUCCGGGAUAGCCUCCGGUUUUUUGGAGAUAUCUUGGAAUAUACGGGGAAUAGAAUAAUUUUCAUGAGGAGCUUUUUUGUAGAGGAUGAAUUUUUCUAUAAAAAAUUCAUGACACAAAUUCCGCUAUCUCCCACGGUUUCCGAGAUAUUGAAAAAAAAAAAAAACAGCGAGCGUUUGCACAGAUUGCCUCACCUCUUGCCGUAAAACCUCAGACUCUAGGAAAAAAAACAAAAAAUAAAUCCCCCCAACCCCUUCCCUAUGUAUUUUUACUCCUCAUAAAGAAUAUUUCUCCAGAAAUAUGAAAUACCAAAGAAGUGUCUUCCAAUGAAACACUGCCGACUGCAAGCAAAUACGUAUUUAAGGUUGAUUGGACGAAAAUAACCCGCAAAUUAAUGAAUAAAUCGAUAAUAAAUAAAUCAGAAUAGCCCGCAUGACGACAUUUUCCACUAUCGAAGCUGAAUAAAAUGAGAAUAUUAUUUUUAAACGCCGGAUUUCGUCAGUCUCGAGAUUCUAUUUAUAAUUUAUAUAGUAUUCCCAAGUUGUUAUUACUUAUCGUCGUACGUUAUAUUUAAUUAUUCACAUGUAAAUACAUGUAUACAAACUUAACGGUUAAAUUUACACGAGAUAUCGAGUAACUAGGUUUUUAUUACUUUAAGCGACGAUGGGAAAUGAUUUUUCUUUCGUUGAAUUGGGGCAUCAGAUUGCCUUUAAUACUCAGAACCGAGAGAAUAUUUAAUUUAUUUAUUAAUUAACGAUGGAUUGGAGCUUUUGAGAAGAUUAUUACAUGAAUUUUGUGAGAUUAUUUGAGAUAUACUGUUUGGAGAAGAGGAAAAAAUUGAAAACGAUGAGAAAUCGCUUUAUAGCAAUAAAAAUUGCAAAUUAAAAAAUCAAUGUCCAACUCUAAAUGUCUUGUAGCUGGUAAGAUAAGAUGAGAAUGUAUUGAAACAAAUUUACAGCUUAAUGAUGAACAUAUUUCUUUAAUUCUGCCGUUUGUAAAAAAAUAAUUUAAUUAAAUUUGUUUCACAUCAGUAA
Fopius arisanus is the source of this 3804-nucleotide messenger RNA. It is a transcript of the gene vn, whose product is annotated as membrane-bound neuregulin protein vein. Gene Ontology annotation, biological process: homophilic cell-cell adhesion. The transcript has 5 exons. Gene Ontology annotation, cellular component: plasma membrane. Lineage: Eukaryota; Metazoa; Arthropoda; Insecta; Hymenoptera; Braconidae. The coding region runs from base 762 to 2261 and encodes 499 amino acids. The record is from RefSeq and is a predicted model, not a curated record.